Molecule: messenger RNA, 4201 nt
Organism: Caenorhabditis auriculariae
Lineage: Eukaryota; Metazoa; Nematoda; Chromadorea; Rhabditida; Rhabditidae
Source: the annotation of a GenBank genome assembly
AUGCCUGAACAGAUUCAUUCAUUAGAGGUCCGUCAGCUUAAAGUUUCUUCCAAUCCAAAACUUGCCAUUCAUUAAAUUGACAUGAACUUUUUUCACAUGUGUCUUUUUCUAAAAGCUUUACAUCGUUUUACGGUUGAAACCCUACAAAGAGAACAAGCUUUGCAGUUCUCGUGCCUCUCGCCGCAUCACUAAACAGUCGGCGCUUAACUGUUUGAGGGUGAUCGAUUGCGCUCCCGUUGACUUUUUAUGUCACUUCCUCCCUUUUUGUCCCUAAUCCAUGCGCCAAAGUUCUGAAUUAGCAAGUCUUUCCGUAGUUGAGACGACUUUUUGAAUUUUAACUUUUCUUUGUGAUUUGGGAUGAGGGGGAGGGGGGGAUCAAAGUAUAAUUUUUUCGAGUUUUAUCAGAUUUUUUUCUCUGCUAGUGAAGUCAGAAAUUCUUUAGGAAUCACACUUAUAGCUCGAAUAAAACCGAAAACUUCUAGUCAAGCCCGAUUUCCAAACUAGAGGUGCGUAAAAUAAGGAAUUUCUUCCGACCUUGAGCCGAAUACAAAAUGACCUCCGAAGGUAGGGCGAUAAAACGGGAGGAAAAGUCAAAGCGCGGGAGAUAAAGGCGCGAAUCUCGGCCACGUGUGCCAUUGGAACGGCGCAAAACACCGACGCUCCCGACGUUUAUCGUCGGCUCGUCACUGUCUCUUUUGUUCUCAAUUUUAUCAUCUAUUGUCAUUCUCUCACGCUGCUUCCCUUUUUGGUACACUUUACGUUUUUCGGUGAAACUUUUUCAACAUUUUUUGCUGUCAACACUUCAGAAACUCAUACUCUCAAAAUUUAUGUUUGUGGAAGCUUGAUAUGUUAUUGUCAGCUGGAAUCCGAAUAAUUUCAUAUGUAAAUUUUUUUCGUUUUUUUCGAUACAUGAUAUCACGAUCGAAACAUGUUGUAUAUUGUUUUUCCAAAUGUUUUUUUUGAAUAUUGUAACAAAGACCCAUUCAUUUUGCAAUUUUUUUGAAUUCCUUUUUCCGUAGAAAACGUCAUAAAAUAUUUAUGAUGAGAGUUUCGAAAAAAAAAAUCGGCCUUUUCUUACAAGAAUAGCCGUUUUUGACGGUUACUUUUUAUUUUCUAAAAUAAGAAGGAGCAUUAACUUUUUUUGAUCGUGAACUGUUUUUUUGAUAGAUGCCUAAUGAUAGAAACGUUAGUUUAUCUUUUAAAGUUUAUUUGCCUAUAUCGAAAGUACAAUAAUUGGACGUUUUUCAAUCGACUUCUAUUGUUACAAACUAAAAAGUGAAUUUCGCUGUAAUUUUCUAAUUUUCCUUUGAGAGUUUCUAUUUUCAGACGCAGAAAUCAACAUGAAAGCACAGGCGUUUUUGUGCGUCGCGUUUUUCCUGGUGCGUUUGUCCCACUUCUUCAUGUUACAACACGAUUCUUGGUGUUCCUUGUCCUAAUUGAAAAUGAUUACUUGAGAAAUCAUGCGUACGGUCUUGGAAAAUAUCACAGCCAGGAUUUAUGAAAAGAUAGAAAAAUAGGAAAAAAAUCUCAAAAUGACGGCUAAUAAGGGAAUAUUAAAACAUGUUGAAAAUUUUUUUGCGUUUUUGUUUAAUAUUUAUGUUGUAUUGGUGAUAAAGUUUACUUACUUUUGGGCUUUGAAGAUAAGCAUUAAUUCGUAAAAACCAUACGACUUACGAAAUUUUUUCAAAUCCGGGAAUUCGCGUUGAUAGCGACUUAACAGAAGGCCAUAUUACGGCACUUCUGAGAUUCUUAGAGAAUAUCGCAAGCACAAACUUAAUAUAAAAAUGGCUUCCAUUGUCAGUUUUAUGUCGAUCAGAAGCUGUAAACCAAAAACGAAAGUAGGGAAAUAACAACAUUUUAAAAAUCAACAUAGCAUCUAAUACAAAAAUUCUUUUCUUAACAGAAAAAUAUAAUUUUCAAAUUUCAGGUCCAUUUCAUAUCAGCGGAAGAAAAAAUUAAAAACGCACAUGAAACUAUGACCGACCACAUUAUGAACGAUAUUACCACUCACAAGGUUUUUCAAACUCUUUUUCUGAUAAUUUCAAUGUUUUCAGGUCAUGGUUUACAGUAAAACAUUUUGCCCGUACAGCAAGAAGUUGAAGAAAAUUUUGAGCAACUACAAUAUUGAAGAUUUGAAAAUUGUUGAGCUCGAUGAGCAGAACGAUAUGACUGAUAUGCAGGUGCGUGAAGGCUUCUACCGAGAUAAGUUAAUAAUUUCUCGAACCCUUUCUUUACCAAUUGUUCUUGCACAAAAUCAAAGUCUUUUAGUGAGUUUUCGAUUUUUUUCACAGAUAUAGUUUUUUUCCCUCAAAAAUUCAACAUUUUCUGUUUUCAACUAACCAUGCAAAUUUUUUGAUAAGACUUCGAUUUCUUCUCAACUUUUCUUUGUUCAACCUUUUUCUAAAUGUUAUCCUAUAAUUGAGCUCUUCGUUUUUCAUGAAAAAUGUAGCAGAAAACGUUGUUACUAGAUCAUGUGCAAAUGUUUUGAGAGGUCGCGCGAAACCGCUGUGCGAUCGCACGCGUCAUAACUUUCCAGAGAGGAAAAGGACCAAAAAGAAAAUAUUACAUGAACAAAUGCGGAAAAAUUCUUUUUGUUCUACCAGCUGCUCAAUGUGUUCGAUACAAAUCCCUUUGUGAAUUUUUAGAAAAAGUUUAUGUUUUUUUCAUCCGUCUAGUAUUAUGCCACAGUUUGAACGAUAAUCGGUUUUUUGAGCCUAUUAUUUUCCUUUAUUGUGAUCAUUGUUUUUAUAACCAAAAAAAUUUUUGUAUAAGUUUUUCUGUACCUCAGCCAACAAAAAAAAAAAAAAACAACAAAAUCAAGUCAUCUUUUUGAACUGUGUAGAGAAAUACAACAUAGGGCGUAAAGAAUUGAAAUUCUUGUUUAUCUUCAGAACGGACCUAUCGAGGAUCUUUCCAAAUAAAAAUCAACGGAUCGAUAGUGUACUAACGGCAGCCUGAAAAGCUUAAUUCCAGGAUUUCUUGAAAACGAUGUCUGGUCGAACGACGGUGCCUCAGCUGUUCAUCAACGGCCGAUUCAUUGGCGGACACGAUGAAACGCGCGCCAUCGAAGACCGCGGAGAGUUGCGGCCUCUUCUUGAGAAGGCAAACGCCCUGUGAGCCUUUCCUCAUUUAUCACUUAUGGAAUGCCGUGAAACCUAUCAAAACUUCUUCUCAUUUUUUCCUAAGUGUCAAACUUUAAAAACAAAAAAAUAGGUAUGCAAAAUUUUUCUUCAUCACUAUUUUUUUAUUCUAAGAAUCGGAUCAGAAAAAGACUCAAAAACAAUUUUCGUAUGUAAGAGAUCCUUUGGACUUUUCAAAAGAUUGAAAAAAUCAUAUUUUCUAUCAAUUGUAAGAGGAAACGCGUUAUUUCCGAGCACUUCCCUUUUCCCCCUCACUCCCCAGAUAAUUAUUUCAAAACGGCGAGUUGUCUUUUCCAGGCAAACUAACCGGGUUCCCAAUGGUGAAAACGGUUUGUAAAACGCUUUUUUCAGUUCGAAUUAUUUCCCCUAACCUGUUCUCAGUUUCCUGUUAACAAAUUUAUAGAAAAAGUACGUUUCAAAUGUUUUGGAUGGUUGGCGUCUUUUUUUCUAAUGCUUUAACCUUUUUUCGACUUUUUUGGUUUUUAUUUUGCUGUUCUCACUUUGCAUUGCACGUUUGUUCUAAUUUUGUACUUGCUUUAGAAUCGGACCGGUAUUAGGGCUUUUUUUGUUAUUCGCUUAAUUUAAGUUCCAAUGCGAUGUGAUUUAUUGUUCAAUUCAAUAAUGUACUGACACGGAGAGCCGUUUUUUGCCAGUUGAAUAUUUGACGAAACGUUACAAAAAUUUGCUGUGAGGUAUAAUUUCGGAUCAAAUAUUUUUUGGCUUUUCGAAGCCCUUGAGUCAAGUCGAAGGGCUUCGAAAAUGUUGGAAAACCUAUCUUGUCCCAAUAUUUCCAGUCAGUGCAAAAUUCAAAACUACAUAACUCGUAUGAAAUGCAAAAUAGUUUUUAAAAAAAGCUUUGAAUCUAAAGUUAAAAAGGUUUUUUUAAUUACAUUUUUGCAAGGUUUGUUCAAAUUUUCAACUGGCCACUGAAACGCUCAUCUCAUCCAAAAAUGAAAAACGAUAACCCGCAUCGCAUCGGCAAAGCUAGAAGUAACUGGAAACUUCUGAUCUGCUCAAGUAUAAGAAAUCGCGUUUACAGAAGUGAUCGAAACGAGUUCUGA